AUGUCCGUAAUUACACUUUCGUUAGUACUACUUGUUGUAAUAAACCUUAGUUUUUCUGGCCCAACUAAAUCAUGUCACCAACCAAUGUGUGCUAUUCAUUGUCAAUAUGGUUUCAAAACAGGUAAUGAUGGGUGUCCAACGUGUUCUUGUAAACGCACUCCGUGUCAAGAUGAAUCCAAACCGUUGCCUGGAUAUUUUUGUGGCCGUGGUAUUAAUCGUCGAGAUUGUCCAGCCACGCACUCAUGCGUGAUUUCUCCGGUUGAUGCAUAUGCUGUCUGCUGCGAAAAAUCUGAAACAUUAUCAGAAAAACCAGGAUUGUGUCCCGAGGAAACAGGAAUGGGGAUAUGUACUGCUGUUUGCAACGAUGAUUGGAGCUGUGAAGGUGAAAUGAAAUGUUGUGGUAAUUGUCCUCGUGGCUGCGUUAAACCAGUUCUCUAA
Molecule: messenger RNA, 438 nt
Organism: Didymodactylos carnosus
Lineage: Eukaryota; Metazoa; Rotifera; Eurotatoria; Philodinida; Philodinidae
Source: the annotation of a GenBank genome assembly